This is a messenger RNA of Argentina anserina (silverweed cinquefoil), 910 nucleotides long. RefSeq names its product protein IQ-DOMAIN 12. Gene Ontology annotation, molecular function: protein binding. The transcript is spliced from 5 exons. The record is from RefSeq and is a predicted model, not a curated record. Lineage: Eukaryota; Viridiplantae; Streptophyta; Magnoliopsida; Rosales; Rosaceae. Bases 53 to 910 code for a protein of 285 amino acids.
UAUUAAUAUGGCUUGUAUUUUAUGCUUAACAUGAUAAGUUAACACGGACAUAAUGGCAAGAACAAAGAAGGGCUGGUUUGGUUGGUUGAAGAGGCUCUUUACUCCUGAAUCAAAGACAAACACGAAAAAGAUAUCAAACAAGUGGAGGUGGAUUUUUGGAAGGCUUGAGCUUCAGGAUUACCCUUCUCAGCCUGUGCUUACAGCAUCAGAAAGAGCAUUUCGUGUAGUUACAGAAGAGCAGAAAAAACAUGCAUUGAUUGUUGCAAGAGCAACAGUGGUUGCAGCCGAAGCAGCUGUAGCUGCUGCCCAAGCUGCAGCUGACGUUGUGCACCUAACGGGAGCUUCACAUUCUUUCUACCAUUUCACAAAGUUCGACAGGAACUUGGCUGCCAUUAAAAUUCAAAGUGCUUAUCGUGCGCAUCUUGCCAGGAAAGCAUUGCGAGCCUUACGAGGACUGGUCAGGCUUCAAGCCAUAGUUCGUGGCCGAGCUGUGAGACGUCAAGCACUCAUCUCUUUGAAGCGGUUGCCAUCUAAGGGAAAAGGGCAGACAGAGGUUAAUAAUAAGAAGAGCAUUUCUGCCGCAGUUGUGAGAUGCAAUGGUAGCGAAAAGAAGCAUCUCAGGAUACCAAAAGGGGAGUUGGAUAAGAAAGAAAUAACUAUUUUAUGUAGCAGGAAUCAGAUAAGGUGGGAUGACAGUCUAAUUUCAAAAGAGGACAUUGAUGCAAUAUGGCUAAAAAAGCAAGAGGCAAGAAUCAAAAGAGACCGGAUGAAGAAAUACUCGUACUCCCUCCGGGAAAGCAGGAAUGUGAAAGUGUUAGAAGAUGUAAUCGGUAUUACUAAUGGACUUUGUGGAACUUCACCAGUUAAAUUAAGACAUUUGAGAAAUGAAUAUUCGGUGGAAGGUCGAUGA